GGAACUGAAGAGGUUGGGGGUUUAGGCGUUGUUUGCUGCAUUGCGCGAGAGAGAAACAAGAACAAGGUGGGGAUUGAAAUGAAGGGAGGGAGGAAGAAGAGCGAUGCUGCUGCAAAUGAUGAGCAGAUUCAGCUCGCUCUACAAAACAAGACGGAGACGGGAAUGGGAAUGAGAAUGGGAGGGGAUCACCAAACCCUUGUGACUGUCCCUCACUCUAACUCUCCCAACCUCGAUGACGGCUUCUACGAAAUUGAGGCCAUUCGCCGUAAGAGGAUGCGCAAGGGUGAACUCCAGUACCUUAUCAAAUGGCGGGGAUGGCCCGAGACUGCCAACACAUGGGAGCCUCUUGACAAUCUCCAGUCAGUUCCGGAGGUCAUCGAUGCUUUUGAGGACUGCCUGAGAUCUGGAAAACAGCGGAGGCGCAAACGCAAGCACGUUGAUCACCACACACAUCCCAAGAAGAGGCACCACCGCUCCGCCACUUCUUACACCCUUAGACGCUUCCCUACUCCCGCAGCUGACCACCAUUUGGAACCGGAACCUGAACCUCUUGCAGUUGCAGGCCCUCUUCCUCCCGAUCUUCCAGCCAAUCCUCAGACGGUUGUCUUUGCUGACGAAUCGGAAACUAACACUGAUGGCAGCAGGGCGCAACCACCCAAUCAAAAUGGGUUUGCGGUUGCUUCCGGCCAAAUUAUUCUGAGGAGUCAGGAAAAUGACUACGAUCCAAAGCUCAGUGAACUUCGAGCAACAACAAACAAUGGGGUUGAUGCAGAUAAUCUUGCACCUCAUGUUCAACUAGUAAAUGCCUCCGCAGGAAAUGGUCAUCCAGCUGGUGAUUUGAAGGUGAAUUCCAUGGACCCACCUCAAAGUGACCGCUGCAGAGGCGCAAAAAGGAGGAAAUCAGGAUCUGUGAAGCGAUUCAAGUGUCCAUCUGAGGCUGUUGAUACUCAGAAGUCAUUCAGUGCGUUUGGAACUCAUGGUAGGAAUUGCAAUGUAGGGAAUAUUGUCAAGAUUAUAAAGCCAAUAGGCUAUUCAGCUUCAUUGUCUGGCAACACACAGGAUAUCUUGGUGACCUUUAUUGCUGUGAGGUGCGACGGAGCAGAAGUUUUGGUGGAUAACAAAUAUCUAAAGGAACACAAUCCCCUCCUGCUGAUCAAUUACUAUGAGCAGCAUCUCCGGUACAUUCCAUGAUUGAACAUGUUUAAGGGACUUGUGCAGUUAGAUAUUCCAGUCUUUGCUGUUCAGUGGUAUAGAAAGAAUGUAUUUAUAGAGGCACUAGCUAGUUAAAGGCCGGUUACUGUAUAACAACAGUUAGACCAAUUGCUAACGUGCUUGUAUGACAAGUGUGUUAACAUGAGCAUGACUAGGAAAUCGUAGUUUUCUCUUUAGAAACCUGUUCCUACACCCUGUUAUAACUUAUAACCGCUUUGCACAUAUUGGGUUUUUUGCAAUUUAAAUUUAAUUUGGUGUGUGGAUGGACUGAAAUUUGUGAAA
Arachis duranensis is the source of this 1494-nucleotide messenger RNA. Its product is annotated as chromo domain-containing protein LHP1. Gene Ontology annotation, cellular component: nucleus. The record is from RefSeq and is a predicted model, not a curated record. Lineage: Eukaryota; Viridiplantae; Streptophyta; Magnoliopsida; Fabales; Fabaceae. Gene Ontology annotation, biological process: heterochromatin formation.